CAAUAUGGACUGUACAAUCAAACUCCACAUACUGCCCUCAGCAACAGUUGUACCGUCUGGGAAGGCAGACUAAGCUCACAAUCACAAAGGCACGUUGUGCAUUACACAACAAACCCAGUCGUUUUCACGAUCAUGUCGCAACGGUUCUUUGAGCAAGUUCAGCACGCUGCGCUUUACGCCAAAGCCAGGCCAAAUGCACCCCCACAACUCGCUGAAAGGAUUAUCAAUUUCUUGAGAGAAAAGUUUCAAGGUGAGCUGGAACUUUGCUUGGACGUUGGAUGCGGAAAUGGCCAAUGCAGUGGAAUUUUUGCAAGUUCAUUUCGCAAAGUUUUGGCCACUGACAUAAGUCCUGCGCAAAUAGAAGUGGCCAAAACGCUGGAAUACCCACAAAAUAUUGAAUUCCAGGUUAGUCCAGCGGAGAAUAGUCCAGCUGAAAAUGGAUCGGCUCAACUUGUAGUGGCUUGUGUGGCUGCUCACUGGUUUGAUUUGCCAGCCUUCCUGAAGGAUGUUGAUAGAGUUCUAUGUAAAAAUGGGGUAGUGGCUUUGACCAGCUUUUUCCUACCAAUUGUAGUUCACGCCACAAAGUCUAACGAGUUGAAUGCUGAAUUAAAACGUUUUUACUUCGAAAUUCUUGGUCCUUAUUGGGGCAGUGGCAUUCGCCAUUUGGAAAAUGAAUACGCCGAUUUUUCAAUUCCUUAUGCGGAAACGUUGCGCGAUGAGGUCUGGAGUGAUGAGGAGCCUUACACUCUGGCCAGAUUGGCAGUUGACUUGGAAUCAUGGUCCGGCUAUCAGAAUAUGUGCCGAGAUAAAGGCGAAUCUGCCGGAAGAGAAGUACUUCAAGAAUACAUAUCAAGAUGCCUGGCAUCUUUGGGAACUACGGACGAUCCGGCCAAGGUGGAGCUCAAGUUGCAACGGAAGUACUUCCUUUUGAUGGGAAGGAAGCAGUGAAAAAUUAUUCGCAUUUUCCAAAUGUAUCCCAGUUUAACUAAAGGAUAAUUGGCUGCCGUACUGGAUGCUCUGCUCACGGAGCGAGUGGGUGAAUACAACAUACGGAUGACACAUACCAACAUUUCAUGAUAUAAUGUAGUUUGUUACAAGAUGUAGAACUGUUUAACUUGCGGGGAAAAUUUUUCAUGGAAUUACAAAAUUUAGAAGGCGAUUGAUUAAAUGCCCAGGA
Daphnia magna is the source of this 1177-nucleotide messenger RNA. RefSeq names its product putative methyltransferase DDB_G0268948. The record is from RefSeq and is a predicted model, not a curated record. The coding region runs from base 133 to 948 and encodes 271 amino acids. NCBI's taxonomy places the organism in Eukaryota, Metazoa, Arthropoda, Branchiopoda, Diplostraca, Daphniidae. The transcript has 7 exons. Gene Ontology annotation, molecular function: S-adenosylmethionine-dependent methyltransferase activity.